Messenger RNA from Durotheca rogersii, 489 nucleotides. RefSeq lists its product as uncharacterized. The record is from RefSeq and is a predicted model, not a curated record. NCBI's taxonomy places the organism in Eukaryota, Fungi, Ascomycota, Sordariomycetes, Xylariales, Xylariaceae. Bases 1 to 489 code for a protein of 162 amino acids. The transcript has a single exon.
AUGCUGGACAGGGCGCAGACGUUCCCCUUGCGCCCUACCAAGACCGCCUCGGAGCGCAAGUACGAGGCGUGGAUGACGGCCGAGGUCGCGCCCUUCUCGGAGCCGCAGCAGAAGCGGGUGUGCUACCCCAACCUGGCGCCGUGGCGGCCGCGAGACGGCGAGCGGCAGCUGAACGGCGACCUCGAGGCCGUCGUCGAGGGGCUCGAGGCGCGGUACCGGACUCUGGAGUCGGCGCGCGCGCUGCGCGCGAAGUGGUCCGUCAAGUUCGAGGGCGCCCGCCGGCGCGUCGAGGGGUCCGAGGUCGCGUCCGUGCCGACGAUCAUGGCCGUCGCCUGGAACGAGGACGACCGCGGCUACGGCCCCGAGGACGAGGAGCCGUGGGCGCAGGCUUGCCGCGACAUCGUGGCGUUUCUGAGAGAGAACGACGCGGCGAAUUAUGGGGUCGAGAUAGUGCACUGGGACCAGCUGGACUACCAGGUGGUGGCGUAA